UACGACAUCGAAAUGGAUCACAAGCGGAUAUUAUUUAUGUUCAGCAUUGCUGCCCUGCUCCUAUGUAACAUUGUAAGCGCCGACGAAACGGAAACGGAAGUGGUGCCAGAGGAGCCGAGCGCCACUCAGCUGCUGGCGGCCGGGGAAACUGCCCAGGCUGAUUCCGGAGAUGAGAGCGUUAGGAAAGUGCGCCAGUACUUCGGGCCACCGCCGUUUGGACCUCCGCCACCGCCCUUCUUUGGCCCACCGCCACCACCGUACUACGGCGGUGGCUUCGGUGGCGGCUUCGGCGGUGGCUUCCAGAGAACGCGGGUGGUCACCCGCACCCGUUACCGCGGACGCGGUGGCUACUACGGCGGUGGAUUCUACGGCUAA
This is a messenger RNA of Drosophila teissieri, 375 nucleotides long. RefSeq lists its product as uncharacterized. The transcript has a single exon. The record is from RefSeq and is a predicted model, not a curated record. The coding region runs from base 13 to 375 and encodes 120 amino acids. NCBI's taxonomy places the organism in Eukaryota, Metazoa, Arthropoda, Insecta, Diptera, Drosophilidae.